CAUACACAACACAAAUCGCAGCGCCUAUCUGGCACCCGUUCGAUCGCUAACACAAGUCUCACUGGGAAAAAAACCCUUGCAAAAUGCGACCUACUAGUCACAGACUGGAGCACUGACUUUUCCAAAUAACUUGGUUUAAUAUCUACUCUGACUUGUGGAGCAUAGUUGUUUUAGCCAAACAAAAGACAGGACAGAACUACACAUAUAACUGGUUGUUGUACGAUGCAAUUGCCCAACACAAAACCCAUCUUGCUCUUCACACUGAUUCUGCUAUUUCACACUGUACGAGCAGAAGCUUCUCGUGUAGAGGCUCUGAGGAUCCUGAUUGUGGGAAUCAGAGGUCAGUCCAGAUUCAGUGCUGCAGAUCUUCUGUCAGGAAGGAAAGACGGUGGACAGGAGGACAGAGAGAUUGUAAAGACUCCAGUAAUCACAGACGAGGCUCGUAGAAUGAUGCUGGUCACUGGACCAAACCUCUGUGAGGAGGACACAGCGAGACAGACCUUCACAACAGCGCUGUUUCUCUCGUCUCCUGGACCUCACGCCGUUUUAAUGCUCCUGAAUCUGGAAGAUCAACAAUCACAACAGUGUGAUAUUGUGAAACGAGCCCAGGAGCUGCUGGGAGCAGAAGUCCUGCAGCACUGCAUUGUUCUUCUGCUGAUCCUGAUUGUGGGAAUCAGAGGUCAGUCCAGAUUCAGUGCUGCAGAUCUUCUGUCAGGAAGGAAAGACGGUGGACAGGAGGACAGAGAGAUUGUAAAGACUCCAGUAAUCACAGACGAGGCUCGUAGAAUGAUGCUGGUCACUGGACCAAACCUCUGUGAGGAGGACACAGCGAGACAGACCUUCACAACAGCGCUGUUUCUCUCGUCUCCUGGACCUCACGCCGUUUUAAUGCUCCUGAAUCUGGAAGAUCAACAAUCACAACAGUGUGAUAUUGUGAAACGAGCCCAGGAGCUGCUGGGAGCAGAAGUCCUGCAGUACUGCAUUGUUCUUCUGCUCCAAAAUCAGCAGGAACGUUUCACAGGAGCGUCCAGAGGGAUUGCUGGAGAAAUGAUCAACGCAUGUGGAGGACGAUUUCACGUCAUAAGAGACUCUGAAGCAAAACCUGCUCGAAGAGCAGCUCUCGUAGCACAAAUAGAGAAGUUAGUUUGGCUCAAUGAUCACAGAUUUCACUCAGUAUUGACACAAAAGUUAGAAACAGAAGAAACCAUUCAAGACGUGCAUGAACAAAAUCAAAUUCUCUCUGAAAAACAUGACAAUUCAGCAGAAACUGCACGAUGGAUUUUACUCAUUUUACUGAACACCGCUUUUAUUUUUACUAAAGUAAGGCAUGAGCAUUUUAAAUUUGCGGAAAUACUAUUCGCACUUGUUAUUUUUAUGGUCACUUUAAGAAAUAUUCUCAAUCCAGAUGUUGCCGUUCCUUUAAAUUUGAUCCUAUCCUCCACUUCCACCGUAGCCGCUGCGUAUCACGACUUUGCAAAUUCACGACAUGCACACCAAAUCAUAAUGUUUUUAGUCAUGAUCUUUACAUUUCCCAGUAUAGUGUUCAUAGCAGGUCUAGGACUGACUGUAGGAACAGCUGUCAGUGUACAGACGUGGUCAGAUGUGCUUAUAGCGUGCCAUGCUGCUCCCGGGGUCACAUUCGGGGCUCAUUUAUACACUAUUUACUCCAUUAUACCAGAUCAAAUGCAAGCUCGGACAACUCUAGUCUUUGCAUUCAAGUUAUUCCUGUUUUGUUUCGUUGGAGUGACGCUCUCAAUGGGGUUUGUGACUGUAUUUGCUCUGUUUGGUGUGGAGACCGCAAUAUUUCUGCUAAUAUUAGGAUUUACAAAAGCGUUUUUCCAUUUAAAGAGUGAUGCUGCUCCCGUUGAGGCACCAUACAUGAAGGCUCCACAGCUCCGGCCAGGGAUGCCAAAUCAGGCCUUUCGCCUGCGAGAGAAGAUCCCUCCUCAGCGGAAUGGGCCAUGGGGCUGCUGCUGA
Messenger RNA from Sinocyclocheilus grahami, 1977 nucleotides. RefSeq lists its product as uncharacterized. The record is from RefSeq and is a predicted model, not a curated record. Lineage: Eukaryota; Metazoa; Chordata; Actinopteri; Cypriniformes; Cyprinidae. The transcript has 5 exons. Bases 223 to 1977 code for a protein of 584 amino acids. Gene Ontology annotation, molecular function: GTP binding.